Molecule: messenger RNA, 1410 nt
Organism: Cavenderia fasciculata
Lineage: Eukaryota; Evosea; Eumycetozoa; Acytosteliales; Cavenderiaceae
Exons: 3
Coding region: 1-1410 (469 amino acids)
Cellular component (GO): nucleus; 90S preribosome
Source: RefSeq, a predicted model, not a curated record
AUGGACGGACAAUUCAGUGUUGGUAGAGGUGGAGGUAGAGGUAGAGGAGGAGGAAGAGGUGGAGGUAGAGGAAGAGGAGGAGGAGGUGGUGGAGGCCGUGGUGGAGGUGGCGGUGGCGGCGGUAGAGGUCGUGGUGGUAGCAGAGGUGGAGGUAGAGGUGGUCCAAGAGGAGGAGGAGGUAGAGGUGGAGGAAGCGGAGGUCUAUCAAGAAGAGACAACGAUGGUUUCGAUAUGACUCCAAAGAAGAGAAAGAAUAUCGAACCAGCCUCUGUCGGUCAUAUCAACCCAAAGACUAAGAACAGUAGAUCUGCCGAUGACUUGGACUCUUACGAAUACACUGAUAUGCUUCCAAAGAGAUCAAAGAGAUUUAAUUUAGAUCAUUAUAAACCAGUUGAGGACAAAGAAGUUGAAUUGGCAGAAGAAGAAGAAUCCACCUCUAGAGUUAGAGGAUCAAAAGCAUCACCAAAUAUUAAAAUAGCACCAGUAGCAGCAGCAGCUGUUGAAGAAGAUAGUGACGAUGAAAUUAAGAUUAUUGGAGAGGAUAAUGAUAAAGACAAAAAAGCAGAUGGUCAAAAGAAAAAGAAACCAAAGAGAUCAGAAACAGAAGCAUCAAACAAUGAUCAAAUGAUUACUAUUGAAUGUAUGGAACCAGAGGAUCAAGGAUUAUAUUUAUUACGUAAACAAAAAGACUCCCUUAAAAUGACUGAUUUGGAAAUUACAAAAUAUCAUCGUAUGUGUUUAUUUAAAUCAAAUUAUAAUAUAAUUAAUUAUAUUAAUAUUUAUUCUCUCUCUUUCAUAGCAUCAUGUUUUAUUAAACCAAAUGAUAAUGUAUCAGAUUUACCAUCAUUUUUAAAUCAACUUCAUUCCAAACUUGAAGGUUUCCCAAACAAACGUGCUGGUGCCCUUAAAGUUGGUUCCCCAUUAGUUGUUAUUGUUUCAUCAUCUGCAUAUAGAGCAAUUGGACUUGAAAAAGAAUUAAGAAAACAUUUUAAAUUCCCAAAGAUUGGAACAUUUUUCUCAAAACAUAAAAAGGUAGAGGAACAUGUAGAAAUGUUAAAAGCACAUCCAUACAGAAUUGUAAUUGGUACACCAAACAGAUUAUUAAAAUUGGCUGAAAGUGGAGCAUUACAAUUAUCAGGAUCGACACUUGAACCAAUCGAUUAUGGUACCGUCACUGAAAAGGAUGAAACUGCUACUGCUGCUGCUUCAACCACUUCCACAUCUUCUACCUCUAGAAAUCAACCAAAAACAGAUGAGGAAACUAGAUACGUUGUCAUCGAUAAAUCAUAUACCAAUCAGAAAAAAGAAGAUGUUUUUGGAAAGACUUGUGUCAAAGAGUUGUUUGAAUUCAUCGAUAAAAUUUGUAAACCUUUGGUACAAGAUAAGAAAAUGAAAAUAUGUAUCGUUUAA